Colletotrichum paranaense is the source of this 7428-nucleotide messenger RNA. Its product is annotated as hsp90-like protein. Gene Ontology annotation, biological process: phosphorelay signal transduction system; protein autophosphorylation. Lineage: Eukaryota; Fungi; Ascomycota; Sordariomycetes; Glomerellales; Glomerellaceae. Gene Ontology annotation, molecular function: histidine phosphotransfer kinase activity; protein binding; ATP binding. Gene Ontology annotation, cellular component: plasma membrane. Bases 1 to 7428 code for a protein of 2475 amino acids. The record is from RefSeq and is a predicted model, not a curated record. The transcript is spliced from 4 exons.
AUGAUGGACGGCACUGCCAUCGUGUCGGACGACCACUUCGACCCUCCCUCGCGCCUUUUUGAGCGCCUUCGCCAGAUCGCCGGCUUUACCUGGGACGAGUCCCGGCUUCCCUUCCAUACAUCUUACGACAUCUGGCACGUUUGCGGUACCAGAUUUGUAUCUCCAUACCAGCCCUCCUCCUCUUCAUCCUUACCCGCCUCGAGUCCCGGUUCGAUCGCGAGACUACAGUCCGGUCGACCGUCGCCCUCCGAGCAUACGAGUUCCUCCAGCCUUCACUCGGGCCUACCCAGCGAUGCGAGCAGCGACUUCUCGGCUACCUCGCCGCCCGCAGUCCCCGCCGGCGCUGCAGAGAUAUCAUACGUAGAAGAGCCAGUGGUGGCUCGCGUCUCCUACCAUGUGCUCCGUGAGGAGAGGGCCUUCCAUAUAGCUAAGAACCUAUUUGCCACGGCCGACCCUCAAGGACUGCACAUUGUCAAGCCGCUCGACCUCAUCCGACUCGCUCCUCACCCCGGCGAUCGGGGUUCUAUUGUGGUCGCAAUCUAUCAGCAUCCCGGCCAGAACUACCUCUUUGAUCUGAUGGACAUGGGACCGGCAUUCUACAAGGCCAGGAAGGUCGACGACCGGUACGAGGCGUAUCGCAAACAGAAUUUGCGCUUGAAGCCUCCGAUAGACCUACAAUACUUCCUCGACUUUGCCAUUGGCGCUAGUCAGUGCCUGGAAAUCCUCCACUAUGGGCAGGUGAUUACGCAUGGAGAGAUCAGGCCGGACGCCUUCCACUUCAAUAUCGAGACAAACUCGGUCAAGCUCAUCAACUUUGGCACGGGGACGAGAUCCUUCGAGGGGGGCUUGUCAAGCACCUCAUGGUCGAGCCUAUCAAAAGAAUUGGGCGCCAAGAACAAGCUCCUCUAUAUUAGCCCGGAGCAGACAGGUCGUAUGCCGGCAGAACCUGAUAGUCGGACUGACAUCUACUCUCUUGGAGUCGUGUUCUGGACGUUACUCACACAACAGCCGGUAUUUGAUGGCGAGACGCCCCUCGAUAUUGUGCAAGGCGUUCUAGGGCGGAGAAUCCCCAAUGUAUCGCAAGUUCGGCUCGAUAUACCCGACGUUAUCGGACGCAUCAUACAGAAGUGCACGGCCAAGUCCGUCGCUGAUCGAUAUCAUUCGGCUAGUGGUUUGAAGCAUGACCUUCUCAAGGUGCAGCAAUUCUUGACCGACGGCGACUGGUUGGCGCUUAAGGAGUGGAAGAUUGGCGAAAAAGACAUCUCGUCCUUCUUCAUCCUACCCAGUAUGAUGAUCGGCCGGCAAAAAGAAAGAGCAGAAGUUAUCAGAGUCAUUGAGCGGGUCGCCAAGAGCCAUUCGAUGAAUCAAAAGUCUACAACAAACAACCGCUUCUCUGAUGGUUCGCAGCUCUCGGUUGAGCUCCCUGACUGCGGGGACCUGUCGAGCGAGGGCGCAAGCUCGGCAGAAGGCACGACACGUCGCAGCGGAUCCUUCACGCAUACUACGUCCUCUGAUCCUAGGCAGUCAAAGGCUAGUUUUGUUCCGUCCGUCCUAUCCGAUACUCAGACGAUAUCGGGCGACACCAUCGCCUCGUCUAAUUCCGGUCCGUUUGCGAGAAUGACCAGGCCGUGGGAGAGGCAAUGGGAAAGACACCAAUCGGUCUCGAUCGAAACUCGGAGUCUUAUUGAUGGUGUAGGUACGCCAACAGACAGCAACCGACUGAGUGCAGUGGAAUCAUCGUCCUCGAGUUUGUCACGUCAGCUCGGAUCGGCAAAGUUCCGUAGGCGCGGACACUGCGAGAUCGUUCUCGUCGAAGGAGCCGGGGGCUUGGGCAAGAGCUGCCUCUACCAGUCGACACUCGCUGAAGCCAGGAGGAGGGGAUACUGUGCCACGGCAAAAUUUGAUACCGCGCGCCGAACUGCGUUUGGACCACUGCUUAAGCUGCUGUCGUCACUCUUCAAACAGGUAUUCGGCGAGCGAAACACGGAUACCCCCUUUCACCAGGCGCUAAAGCAAUACGUUCGUCCGGUGUGGCCAAUGCUGCACAAAGUCCUUGGGCUACCAGACUUCCUCAUAGGCGCGCUUGACAGCUCCGUUCCUCGAUCAGUGUCCAUCACUCAAAGCAUAACUCAAAGUCGGUCCAUCAGGGCAGGGCUCAAGAGGCGUGGCUCGUCGCCGGGAAGCUCGCCGGGCCGCUUGAACAAGCCUACGGUCAUCUCUUCACAAGCGUCCCAGGACUUCCUGCGAGCUGGUGGAGCAACCAAAACCAUGCGAUUGAUGAACACCUUCCUCGACGUGCUUCGCAUGUUCACAUCCCACAAGUUCAUAUGUUUUGUGCUGGAUGACCUUCACUUUGCAGAUGAUGAGUCCAUGGAAUUGAUUACACAGAUCAUUGGGGCACGGAUGAAGAUGGUCGUCAUCAUAACCUACCGCCCAGAGGAGCUAUCACCGGAACAAGUUCAAUCUAUCAUCUCACCUCCCGAGUCCGAAGGCAAACCAAAGGAGGAGGUUCUUCCUCUGGCUUUGGUCAUACAGUCCAAAACAGCAGGCAACCCAUUCUAUAUGCGAGAGAUGCUGAGCGCCUGUUACCGGAAGAAGUGUAUAUGGUACGACUACAGAGACAGCAACUGGCAUUUCGACCUCGAUAGACUCUUCGAGCACUUCAAAGGCGCAAGCGACUAUGACAUACUCGAUACCGGUUUCAUCACACGGAGAUUGAGCGAGCUACCUCCAGCCUCUAGAGCGAUACUUGCAUGGGCUGCACUCCUCGGAUCUUCCUUCUCAUUCGAGCUCAUUUGCAGACUUCUGAGUGGCGAGUUCCAGUACCAGGACAAUGAAGAGGCAUCGUGUCAAGGUCCAGGCAACGAACAAUACCACGCGACGUACUCUCAGCAAGAAGCAAUCAACGGACUGCAAGCCGCGGUUCAGGCUUAUAUCAUCGUCCCGAGCGAGACAGACGAUAGAUUCCGCUUCGCCCACGACCGAUUUAUUCAGGCGUCGGCAGCAUUGAAGGAAUGCAACGCGCGAAAGAUGCAUUUCGUUAUUGCACAGACGCUUCUCAAGUACUAUUCAGUUGAUCCCAGAGCCAAGGACAACACCGCUGCGCACAUCUGCGAGUCUGUCGACAUUAUCAAGAAGCGUGUCCCUAGACGCCAGACGUACCGUAAGCUACUGUACGAGUGCGCACAGUCGGCCGUGGAGAAUUGUGCCCGCCCAACUGGCUCAAAACUUUACAGUACGGCAGUCGCUCUACUUCAGCCAGAUCCAUGGAACGACCAGCUUGAGGAUGUCUCGUAUGAUGAGACGAUGCAGCUGCAUCUACGGGCUGCGGAAUGCUAUCUGUACAUGAGCAAUCAUGCCGCAGCUAACUCCCUCCUAGAUACAAUUUUCCAGUGUGCACGAAGCCCUCUAGACAAGGCGCCAGCCUAUGUCCUCCAGUCCAGAACCCUAGCGCAAGGUGGCAAUGCCCGAGGCGCGCUGGCUGCACUGAAAGAAUGUCUACAGGCACUUGACGUGCAAUUCGAUGACGAACCCACCUUUGAAAAAUGCGACGAUCAGUUCGAGAAGAUGUCUGUGAGAAUACAGACCAUGGACAAGAACGAGCUGAUGAACCCGACACCAUCAACAGACCCCAGCUUGCCGUCUAUCGGUGCUGUGUUGGCAGAGACUGUCAGCGCUGCGUGGUGGAGCGACUACUUGCGAUUCUACCACCUCUCCCUCGUCAUGCUGGAUCUACAUCUCACUCACGGCGCUUUCCCUCAAUCAGGCAUGGCGUUUCUACAUCUCGGUCUCGUCGCUCUGGCCAGAUUCAACAUGGUGAGCUUCGCAGUUGAGGUGGGCAACGUCUGUAUUGAGCUACUUGACCGAUACCGUGAUCCCUUCUCGAUGGCUAGAGGCUAUAUGCUGUACGCCAACUUCAUCGGGCAUGUUCAAAUUCCGAUCGCCGUGGCGUUGACGCACUUGGAGGGCUCAGUCGACUAUGCGGCUGCAGCCGGUGAUCGGAUUUCCUCGAUACUCAGCUUUGGGCUUGCGGCGCAGCUCAAGUUCUUUGCGAGCGAGAAUUGUGCCGACCUCGAGGCUUUCUGCCAGUAUGGCUGUGAAGAGAUUCCAAACUGGCACCAUGAUACGCGGGGUGGCACUCUCCUGAUCUCCAUUCGGCAAGCUUGUCGGGCUUUGCAGGGCAAGACGCGGACAACCGAUCCCUCCGAGGUCAUGACUGAUGAUCAUCACAAUUCGGCAAACUACAAGUCAUGGCUGAGAGCCAACACUCAAAACGGCAAUCGAUCGGUUCUUUGGUAUGAGACUAUUGAGAUAGUUCCGCUCUUCAUCUACGGCCAUUACGAUCGCGCGAUUGAGGUCGGUGAGAUGUGUUACGAGUCCAUCCAGAACCUAUGGUCGGCUCGCAACAGCAGGCUAGUCAUCUUUUUCUACGGACUUGCUCUUGCAGGAAGGAUGCUUCGGAGGCUCAACGACCCUCGUCUAGAUCCCAGCAGUCUAGACGGCGAAACCGAGAGUAUUCUACGCACGCUGCGCGAACUGACCAAGCGAAUCAAGGAAUGGGAGGUAUACACCGAAGUGAACUACCUUUCAUGGUCCAGAAUCUUAGAGGCCCAAGUCGCGGAAUUGAACGGCGAUUAUGGGGGCGCGGUCAAGCUCUACGAGGAGGCUCUGGAUAACGCCGAGGAACAUAAUUACAUUUUCGAAGCGGCACUGGGCAACACACUGAUGGCCGGCACGCUCGUUAGACGCAAGGCUCGACGGCUAGCUCGCUCUGCCUUUAGGGAUGCCAUUGCGUUCUACCGUCAGUUCGGCGCCGUGGCCGUGGCUGAGCGCCUGGAGGAAGAACACGCCGUCCUUCUUCACAGCCCGACAAGAAACCCCAGAGCGAUAGACGCUGCGGUUCAGACCGACUUCGCCGGAGACAGCGGCACUGUUGACUACCGCGCUGUGGAUGGCGAAGAAGGGCCAGAAGGGAUGCAGCAGUCUAACCACACUGCAAUCGCCGAUAUAAAGGGCGAUCGGAUUGGUGCGUGGCGUGGCUCAAUGCACGAGCACAAUGAACCUGGGGCAGGUCUGCCAGCACUCGAUAUGAUCGAUUUGCACGCGAUUUUGCUCUCAUCCCAGGUCAUUUCCGGCGUUCUUCGGGUCGACGAGCUCCUCAAGACUAUGUGCGAUGUCAUUCUGCAGACUUGCGGAGGCUCUGCUACACUAGCCGCCAUUGUGGUACAAGAUUCGGAUGAGUCUGGGUGGUCUCUCGCAGCCAGCGGUGAUCCGGAACGGGGAGCGUCAGCUCAUAUCCCCGGUCUUCCACUUGCUGGUACCUCACUCGUUGCUGAGAACGUUAUUCUCUACUGCACGCGGUUCCGAGAGGCUGUCUUCAUUCCCGACAUCAUCAGUGACGAGCGUUUUGGUAACGUGAGCGAGGCUUGGCUACAACGGAAUGUCCUUAGCAAGGCCAUCAUUGCGAUUCCCAUCUGUCACGGCUCAAAACCGCUGCUCGGAGUUCUCUAUCUCGAGGGCGAGCCAGGGUCUUUCACCGAUCGUAAUGUGUCCGUCCUCCAGCUGCUAGUCAACCAGAUUGGCAUCAGUUACUCAAAUGCCCUAGCCAUGAAGGCCGUAGAGAAAGUCUCGGCAGAGAAUGUCUCCAUGGUUGCGCUGCAGAAGCGCGCCCUUGCAAAGGCACUGGAAGCAGAGACAAAAGCCAAGCACGCUGAAGCUGAAGCCAAGCGUAACGUCAAGCUCGCCGAAGAGGCCGCCAAGGCCAAGUCGAUAUUUCUUGCCAACGUUUCGCACGAACUGCGAACGCCGCUCAACGGUGUUAUCGGCAACUCUGAAUUGCUGAAGGACAGCGAGCUAGACAAGGACCAGCAAGAGAUGGCGGAUAAUAUCAAGGUGUCGGCAGAGCUGUUGUUGACGGUCAUCAACGAUAUUCUCGACUUUUCGAGAAUGGAGGCCGACAAGAUGAAGCUGUACGUGAUCGCUUUCAACCCAGAAGAGAUGGUUCGGGAGGUUGUUCGAGCGGUGUCCUACAGCAACCGGCAAAAGACGAAACAGAAGAACGUCAAGAUUAUACAGGAUAUUGACCUACCAUCUCUACUCAUCUUUGGAGACCCCAUCAGACUCCAUCAGGUCUUGGGAAACCUCAUCAGCAACAGUUUGAAGUUUACUGAGGACGGUUCAAUUACAAUUGGGGCUCGAGUGGAAUCUGAGACCAACGACAAAGCUACACUGCUCUUCAGAGUUCAGGAUACCGGAAUCGGUAUCCCGCAACAGCAAUUGGUCAAGCUCUUCCAGCCCUUCAGCCAGGCAGACACCAGCACAGCACGGAAGUACGGCGGCAGCGGCCUCGGUCUGAGCAUUUGCAAGUCGCUGAUCGAAACGAUGAUGAAGGGCAAGAUCCAGCUCGACAGUCAAGAAGGCGUGGGAACAACGGCAUGGUUCAAGGUCACUUUCGACAAGGCUAAGUCUGACGUUUCUGCCGGAGACGCGCAGCAAAUGAAGUCCCCUCCAGCCGUCGAGCGCUCUGCGUACCUCGAGCGCGGCGAGUCGCCUAAUCCGUUCUUGGACCUCACCGCCGUUCCCAAAGACCAAAUUAGGAUUUGCGUCGCGGAGGACAACCCCAUUAACCAGAAAAUUGCCAUCCAGUAUGCGCAACGGCUGGGCUACACCACCGUGGAUGCUUACGAGAACGGCUUGAAGGCUGUGGAGGGCUUGCGGCAAAAGGCUAGGGAAGGUCGACCCUACCAUGUGGUUCUCAUGGACGUACAGAUGCCCGUGCUGGAUGGAUACGAGGCGACUAAGAUGAUUCGGAAGGAUUCUAUAGACGUUGUACGGAAGAUCCUCGUCAUCGCCAUGACGGCAUCGGCCAUUCAGGGAGAUCGAGAAAAGUGUCUGGCGGCAGGCAUGAACGACUAUCUCGCGAAGCCGGUGCGCUCGGAGGUGCUAAAGAAGAAGUUGGACACCUAUGUCAGCCCUCAAGCAUCCGCCGCCUCAUCUCCUGAUGCCAUCCGCUCUUCUUCCACUUCGCCGUCAUACAUAACUGCGGACCAAAACGGAGCCGCGGCGAAUUUUCACCUUCCAAUCAGAGACAAUCCGGCAUACAGCCGACCGUCCAACAGCACCUCGACAUCUAGCCGCCUAUCGAGCGACACAAGGUCCACUACGGACCCGGGAUCUAUUGCUGAGACGCAGUCGCAAGCGCCGUCGCAGAAACGUGCGUCUCGCAAGCUGACCAAGACACGCACCAGCAGCGAGUCGCUACCGGCCGAGAAACCCAGGGCAGUGCUUACCAAGAAAGCGCCGCAGCGUCAGGGCACGGCCUCGUCGACGGAUGAGAAUCUCAAGCCGGAGAAUUUACCAUACCAUACAAACCGCAAUAGUGUGAGUUCGCAGGGGUCCAGUAGCAGAGACAAGAUCUUCCCAAGCUAA